Messenger RNA from Andrographis paniculata, 1604 nucleotides. Its product is annotated as protein IQ-DOMAIN 8-like. The coding region runs from base 230 to 1330 and encodes 366 amino acids. NCBI's taxonomy places the organism in Eukaryota, Viridiplantae, Streptophyta, Magnoliopsida, Lamiales, Acanthaceae. Gene Ontology annotation, molecular function: protein binding. The record is from RefSeq and is a predicted model, not a curated record. The transcript has 5 exons.
UUUCAAAUUUCAAAACUCCAGCUACGCUCCACCUACAGAUUAAAAGUUCAGGCGAAGUUCGAGAACCCUAGCUCUUUUCCCCAAGCAGAUUUCUGUUUUGUAUUCGUUUCUUCGACUGUGUCUUUUAGCAGCAGAGUUUCAGCGUUUUGCAGAGAGCAUUUCUUGGUUAGAAGGCCAAUAAAUUAAUUGAUUGUUUGUUUAUUCACUGGGUUUUCUGUUUUCCGAUUUGAUGGGUCCUCCCGGGAAGUGGAUUAAAUCGCUGAUCGGCCUCAAGAAGCCCUCCGAUGACGAAUCCGAGAAUGGGAGAAGUAAGGGACGAAAAUGGAGGCUAUGGCGGAGUUCAUCUGGGGGGAUGACUAGAUCAGCUAAAGGGCAAAAAAGUAUAGGCUAUGCGACGGAGACAGACGCAUCUGAGGCUUCUUAUGCUCUCGACUCUGAAAUGGCAGCCGCCAUGGCUGCUUUGUCCAAAGCUACCCCCAAGGAUUUCAUGGCGGUCCGGCGAGAGUGGGCUGCUGUCCGAAUCCAGGCCGUUUUUCGAUCUUUUCUGGCGAGACGGGCAUUGAGGGCGUUGAAAGCGCUUGUCCGACUUCAGGCAAUAAUCCGCGGCCGCCAUGUCCGAAAGCAGGCGGCGGUUACACUGAGGUGUAUGCAGGCAAUGGUCCGAGUCCAGGCUCGAAUCAGGGCUCAGUGUACUCAACAAGCCGCCGGAGAGCAGCCGGAGAAUCAAAAAGGAGUCGAGCCAUUAAAACUUGCCGAGAGUGGAUGGUGCGAUAGCCCCGGGACAGUCGAGGAAGUUAAGACGAAGAUGCAGAUGAAGUUCGAAGGCGCCGUGAAACGGGAGAGAGCCGGCGCGUAUGCCCUGUCGAGACAACAAUUGAGGAAGACGGCGACGCCGAAGAGGGUGGAGAAGAACGACGACGACUGGCUGGAGCGAUGGAUGGCGACGAAGCCAUGGGAGACGACGCCGAAAACGGUACUAAAUUCGGUGAAAUGCGACGAAUCGUUUUCGAGCGAUUGUUCCGUCGAAUCGACAUGUGAAAGAAGCACGACUUCGAAUUCGUCGACAGCGCCAGUUUCGUUCGACACUUUUGAAUCGAAAGGCGCGAAACCGAACUACAUGAAUCCGACGAAGUCGAUCAAGGCGAAGCAGAGACAACAGCAGACGGGCAGCAGCGCGUCUUCGCACAGCCAAUUCUUACAGCGACAUUCCGUCGAGGGAUUGCGAUAUCACAGAAAACCGAGCCCGCUGUCGAAAGGGAAGGCGAGGAGGAGCGCCGAGGCAGAAUCUAUCGAGCUGAUAUGUCCGAGGCAUUGCGGCGAAGAUUUCUGAUUAGCAAAAGUUGUUUGAAAACUCGACUUUGCGACAACUCCGACUGCCCGUUGUCGCCGGAGUUUUCGACGCUGCGAGAACUGUUCUGAUAGAUACAAGAGAUUGUAAAACUUAGAGGUUUAGCAUAAACUGUUACUGUCUGAAACUUAUGAAAACUUUUGUCACAGAUGAUUGAUUCUUAGUCCUAAGUAAGUAAUCUUAACUGACAAAAAGAUCGAAUUUUGUUGCCAGAGGUUUAAGCUAUUUGGAAUUUUGAAUACAGUUUGGCUGUCAA